UGCAAAGUACCCGGUUGCUUUAAGGGGUGGGGAAAUACUGCUCCAAUUUAGGCUGGAAUUACCUGCUUUCGACUUUUUCAUGCUUUUCGAUCUGUACAAAGAAUCCCCGAAGUGAUCCAGAAAAAACCCAAGGGACAAACCAGGCUCCCAAGAAAAUUGUGACUCCCUCGAAAAAGAAACGGAGAACCUCUCAAGCGGACUGGGUAAACUGACAAAGGGUUUUGUGACAGGGCUGGAGAUCCGAAAGUGGAAACUUUUCCAGUGUUUGGCUAGUUUUAAAGGAGUAUGUGCCAAAGGAAAUUCAGAGGGAAGACAGGCACCAUCCACCUAGCAGGAAGCGGAGUUUUCAGAGGGCAUUGUUCUCUGUAGGGUGAGGUUGGAAAGCCUCGUCUGGAGGUUACCCCUGGCUUUUUGACAGAGGACAAUGUCUGUAAAAGCAUGCAGGAAUCGCAGGAAGCACACGUGUCCGGCCACCUAGAGGAGAUCGUGGCUGCGGUCAGUGUCACUCCCAGGAGGAAGCCCCAGAGCAGGCUGCCCCAGACAGCACUGUUCCAGCCACCACGGGAGAAGCUGCACCUCUGCGAGGAGAAGGCCACACGCUACGCCAGCAGCCACGAGUAUAAACAGGCCGUCCACGAGCUCACGCGGUGCGUGGCACUGACGAGGAUUUGCUAUGGGGACUCGCACUGGAAGCUCGCAGAGGCUCACAUCAACCUGGCUCAAGGGUACCUCCAGCUGAAAGGGCUGUCUCUGCAAGCAAAGCAGCACGCAGAGAAGGCCAGAGACAUCCUCGUCCACGCCAUUGUGCCUCCCUACAAUGACGACACGGACGUUUUCAGGUGUUCUGUGGAGCUUUUCCAUACCCUGGGGAGAGCCUCUCUCUCCCUUCAGCAAUUUAAGGAAGCGGCCGAGAACUUGGCAAAAGCGGAGAGACUUUCCAAGGAGCUGCUCCAGUGUGGGAGGAUCAUCCGGGAAGAAUGGUUGGAAGUCCAGGCGCGGACCCAGCUGUCGUUCGGACAAGUGUGUCAAGGCCAGAAGAAAUCAAAAGAAGCUUUGCCCCACUACCAAGAGGCUUUGGAAUGUGUCCAGACCAGCAAAGGGGACAAGAGUCGGGAGUGCGUGCCGGUUUUGAGGGAACUAGCGGGUGCGGAGCAAGCCCUGGGGUCCCACGACACAGCCAUCGACCAUCUGUCACAGGCACAUCAAAUCGUGUCGAGUAGAAACCCUUCUCAAGAAGAGGCCGCAGACUCCGCGCUCUCUGUCGCCCGCGCUGCCGCUGCGUCUGGAAGGCCCGAGGACCGCGAUGUGGCUGAGCAGUAUUUCCAGGAGAGCCUGGCUCACCUGAGGGAUUGCGAAGGGACGGGAAGAGCCCAAUUUCUUUCAAUUCAGGAUGAAUUUUGCCAUUUUCUGCAAAUCACAGGACAAAAAGAGAGAGCAACCGCAGUCCUGAGGGAGUCCUUGGAAGCCAAAGUGGGUGCAUUUGGCGACUUCAGUCCGGAGGUGGCAGAGACAUACCGACUCCUAGGUGGGGCGGACCUGGCGCAGGGGAACCACAGCGGGGCCCACAGGAAACUGAAGAAGCUGUCCUGGAGGACGGUGAUGGUAGCUUGUUCCAAGACAGUGGCCAGGGGCUGGAGCAAAGGCAGGAGGGAGUCAAGGGAUGUCGAUCAGGAUGUAGAGCCGGCACCCGGCCACCCGGAGUGUCUCCAGAUUCAGACCCUUCUAUACGGACCACAGGACAAGAGGACCCUGGCCACCCAGCAGACCCUGGACGUCCUGGCCAAGGCCCCGGAGGUUGCCGUGAAGCUGAAGCAGGCUCCAAAAGCCAAAUGUCACUGAAAGCCAAAUGCUGUCGGCAAGGCCAGGCUCAACGCAGAGGACAGAAACCCCUGACCCCAAAACAAGCGUCCGGCAUGCCUAGGCACGGCCACCUAGGGUUCGUACCGAUCUCUCUC
Tupaia belangeri chinensis (Chinese tree shrew) is the source of this 1955-nucleotide messenger RNA. It is a transcript of the gene TTC23, whose product is annotated as tetratricopeptide repeat domain 23. The coding region runs from base 439 to 1839 and encodes 466 amino acids. The transcript has 12 exons. NCBI's taxonomy places the organism in Eukaryota, Metazoa, Chordata, Mammalia, Scandentia, Tupaiidae. The record is from RefSeq and is a predicted model, not a curated record. Gene Ontology annotation, molecular function: protein binding.